This is a messenger RNA of Manduca sexta (tobacco hornworm), 4716 nucleotides long. RefSeq names its product TBC1 domain family member 20. Lineage: Eukaryota; Metazoa; Arthropoda; Insecta; Lepidoptera; Sphingidae. Gene Ontology annotation, biological process: positive regulation of GTPase activity; endoplasmic reticulum to Golgi vesicle-mediated transport. Gene Ontology annotation, molecular function: GTPase activator activity. The coding region runs from base 240 to 1550 and encodes 436 amino acids. The record is from RefSeq and is a predicted model, not a curated record. The transcript is spliced from 9 exons. Gene Ontology annotation, cellular component: endoplasmic reticulum membrane.
CUAAAAUUGUGAAUUAAAAUAUUUUAAAUGUUAUAUUAAAGUAUUUCUCCCAAAAAUACUUUAUAACGAAAAACAAUUAAUAGGUAUAACGUGUAAACUUUUAAUUUAGGAAAUUGUUUCGUUUUACGGAGUCUCGAAUCAAGUUUCCGAACUUAUUCGUUUUGCGAAAUGUCAUCACAUUGUUCGAUGGAAAAGGAUGGUGUAAUGUUUUUGGUCGAUUAAUUUUUAAACUUUCUACCAUGGAGUCCAAUAAAACGGACGCCGAUAUUGGCGACAAGUGUAACAUAAACGGCGACUGUUCACCUGCUGAGAAAAAACAACCUUUAGACCUGAAUCACCCUAAAAAUAUUGACGACAUAUCUACGCCUUCCGAGCUGAAAUUUGAUGAAGAAUCCGACGUCGAGGACCCUGACAUUACAGAAAAAAGAAAGGAAAUAGAGAAAUGUCUCUCUAACCCGGACGUGGUUAAUUUGGAGCAGUGGCAGCACUUUGCCCGGAGCAAAGCUGGACUUAUUUGUGACGAAUAUAGAAGGAAGAUAUGGCCGUUGUUGGUGGGCGUGACGCGCGAGGAGAUGACGGACCCGCCGUCACUCGACGAGCUCUCCACACACAGCGAGUACAAUCAGGUGGUGUUAGACGUGAACCGCUCCCUGAAGAGGUUCCCGCCGGGCAUCCCCUACGAGCAGCGAGUGGCGCUCCAGGACCAACUCACAGUGCUCAUACUCAGAGUCAUCAUCAAGUACCCGCAUCUCAAGUACUAUCAGGGUUAUCACGACGUGGCGAUCACAUUGCUGCUGGUGUGCGGGGACCGCGCGUCAUUCCCGCUGCUGUGCCGCCUGUCGUACGGGCCGGCGGCCCCGCUGGCGCCGUUCAUGCAGGCCACCAUGCAACCCACGCAGCAUCUCCUCAACUACAUGCUGCCAGUCAUCAGCAGGGCUGAUAGGAAAGUCGCCGAGUGUUUGGAGAAAGCUGGAGUGGGUACCAUGUUCGCGCUACCGUGGUAUCUGACGUGGUUCGGCCAUUCGCUGAACCGGUACGCGGAUGUAGUGAGGCUGUACGACUACUUCCUGUGUGCGCCGCCGCUGUUUCCGGUGUAUGUGACGGCCGCCAUCGUGCUUCAUCGCGCCGACGAGGUCUACGAAUGCGAUUGUGAUAUGGCUAUGUUGCAUUGUCUGCUGUCCAGGUUACCGGAUGACUUGCCGUUCGAAGACAUCUUGGUGACGGGCGAGCGGCUGUACGAACAGAACGACCCCGCCGACCUCGAACAUGAAGUCGCUGCGCUGGAGAGGAGAGAAGAAGAGCAGCGUCGCGUGGACGAGGAGCGCGCGCGGCGGCGCCAGGCCGCGGCGCGCGCGCGUGCGCUGGCGGCGGGCUCGGUGCGCGCGCGCGUGUCGCGCGUGCUGUCGCGCUACAUGCCGCGCUACAUGCCGCGCGCGCUGCGCCACGCGCCGCUGUCGGGGCUGCUGGCCACCGCCACCGUGCUGCUCGGCGUCUACGUGUACUACCGCCCCGAAACCUUCUUCUCCAGCGACGCUUUAGACUACAUUUAGCCGAACGUACGAUAAGGGGGUGGCGUACAAAUAAGACUUAACUAUGUUAAACUUAGAAAUGCCUUAUGCAUGUGUAAAGGUGUGAUACACUAAUGAAGUUUUCUUGUAUGGGGUGAAUCAGAAUUUGACAAUAGAAACAAUAGAUUAUGGGGUAAGGGAUUAUAAUAGUUAUGAAAUAUUUAUUAUUUAGCUAUAUAUAAUGGCUGUUAUAAUGGCAUUAUGCGGGCAAAAAGUCUAACAGGAAGCGACGCGUUUAAUUUAGGAAUUUGUCGAAUUCUGAGUUACCCCAUCGUUCAUAUGUUUAAAAUCCGUACAAACUAAGUGAAGUUUUAAACCGGAUCCCGAUUUGUUAUAGUUUUUUUAUUGUGUAUUAUUACGCAAAUAUUAUAACUCCUGUUCCUUAGAUUCAGAGUGAGUAGUAUUAAGGGCUUUGAUGCGGGAAAAUUGCGUAUCCAAAGGGUACAUGAAUAAACGAUUUUCAAUACUAACUUUGUAUGCGAUACAUCGAAAUUUCUUUAUUAUUGUAGGCUUUGCAUUUUUUAUUAAUUACAAAUUAACAUACGGUAUAAAUGGGUUAUAUUUUAUUCUGUACCCUUUAGAUAUUUUUAACAUACAAUGUGUGAAUGAGUGUGUGUAAGUAAGUACGCAAGUACUGUCUAAAAUGCAUUAAUAUGGAUGAAAUAAUCUACGAUGUGCAAAUGAUUAUUUAAAAAGACAAUAAAAUAAUUACAGCCAUUUUCGGAACAAUUAAAAAAUACCAAAUGUCAAAGUAACAGAUGUAGAUUGUCGUUCCGUUUCAUGUGGACUUGCGUACGCUCAUGUUGGGUUUUUCUCUAUAACGUGUUUUGUGAUUAUUAAGUUCGGAAUUACAUAUGUUUAUUUAUUUUUGAAUAAUGAAUACCUCACAAUAAAAGCAACAAUGGCGCGCAAUUUAAGUAUUUUUUUUUUAGUUUACAUUGCUGUAAAAAACUACAUCUACUAUUGUUAUUAAAUUGAAAUGUUUUGAGGUAUUUGUUUAUUAAGGACCAAAAAUAUUGUUCCAAAUUUUCGUUUUGAAAAUACUAAAGAAAUUGUCCGUUAAUUUAAUUAACAAUUUGUUUGUAUAUUAUGUAUUUUGUGUGUUUAAAAUGUGAUAUGUAAAUUUAGGUUUAACUUUGAAUUCCUCAAUUUAAGGUCAAUUAAAUCCGGUAUAAUCGCCGAGGAAUUGUUUUUAAGCAUUUAUUAUUUUUUAUGAACACUGUCAGCCAGCCAAGCGAUGUAGCGUGAACAUACGACGUUGCGAACGAUUCUGUUGACGAUUGUACUAGUGCGUUGAUUUUUAUGAAAUUAUUUGAAUUUUGUGAUUGAAAGAUCUUUGUAAAUGUGUGAGUGUUAUGGUGUAUAUAGUUGGAUAAUUGUUAUGUAUUUAUAUAAAAUGAACAGGGGCGGUUCAGGGUUUAAACUGGAAAUGUUUUACAUCAAUUUUAAUUAAGCGGCGGGGGUCAUGGUCCCCAGUGACUGCUUGGAUCCGCCCCUGAUAAAUUAAUAAAAAUGUAGCAGCUGACAUUUAAUGUAACUUUUUGAAUGCGACUGUGAUCUCACGCCGUUCUAAAAUCCAGAGAAUGUCGCAAAAAUAUGUAACACUAAUGUAAUUAAAAAAAGUGACUUUAUGUUUAAAACUGUAACAUUUUAUAUUCAUUUUAAAUAUAAGUAAAUGUAAUAGUUACAAAAGAAUCAAAACCCCUAAGUUAGACUCAAGAUUUAAAAAUAUUGUAUGUAAGCAUAAAUUAUUUUGUAUUAGACAUCACAGAAAGUUUUACAAAAUAUUAUCGAUUUUAAAUAGAUCAUUUAAUACAAAAGUCAGCUGCUCCCCCAAAAAACUAGUAUUAAUAAGUACUGCUUUAGGAUAACGAAAUUUACAACAUUGAAUUAAAAUGAUUUUAUGCUUUAUUCUCGCGUGCACGUGCACACAUGCGUUCCGAUAAACCAAUACGAUUAAACGAUACGAUUUAUAUUGUGUAGAGAUAUUUGAUUGUGACAAAUCCUGCAAUACAUGUUAGAACAUGCUACGAUUAAUCUGUUAAUAGCCUUUUUUUUUUUUCAAUGAACUAUCCUAAUCUUCGAUCCGAUCCCGAGAAUACAAAACUGUUCUGAUUGGCUAAUUUUCAUGAUGGAUUGGAAAAAGUGAUUAGGGUCGUAUAUUAAGAAGGUUGGUUAGAUAAUAUCGACUAUCGAUUUAUCGGAAUGUGCUCGGUUGACAUUGUAUGGGACCACCCUAUUACCAUGUCGCCACUACAGGUAUAAAAAUCAUGCAAUUAAGGUAGCAACGUGAAAUAAAUUCCAUAAAAUUAUUUUAAUGCAAUAUGAAUAAGCUUUUGCAUACAUUUAAAUGUUUAAAUAUGCUCACGUGAGGUGUGUUUUAUUUUGUAAAUGACAUUUAAUAAUCCACGUAAAGGUACUGGAAGCAAGACACAUGCAAAAUGAAGCAUAGACAUUCGAAAUUUGGCGCUCGAGUUAGUUUAUAUAGCCUAGUUAGGAAUGGAACAGACUGACGAUACAAAAAUGCAUGUUCAAAACCUAAGAGUACGCAUCUCUAACUAAAUAUCUACGUGUGUAUUCUUUGUGAAUUAUCGUUUUAGCGGUGUAGAUAAACAUCGUGAGGAAACCUACAUACUUGAGAAUUCUCCAAAGAGCUAGUCGAAGUUAUAUGAAGUCUGCCAACCUGCACUAGGUUCGCGUAGUGACUAAAGCCUAAACUUUCAGUAGUAGAGGAGACCCGUGUCCAGCAGUGGCCAGUAGAUAAGACAUGGCUGGUAUAAUAUUAUAAACUGUAGAGUUCGAUUCCUCCACUAAGAUACAAAUGUUUUGUUUUAUCCGUACAUAUUGACUCGUGUCUUGGUAUUGGUGGACCGAAAGUUCGUCACAUUUCCUAUUACUCACAAAAUGUGAUUUGUUUCCGUUUAAAGUUAGAAGUCUCUACUCUGUUAAUCUAUUUCUGUUGUAUGUGGGCACACUGGUGUGUACGAAGCAGUCAUAUUAAACAUUUAAAUGUAUGGCUUCAAGUACUGAAGUGUAUGUUGUAUUUAUUGUUUGUAAUGCACAUUAACUUGCGAUGGCUGUAUUAUGUAUAAACACAUAGGUAUGUCGCAAUGACUGUUAAUAAAUCGGGAACGAAGCCCGUUACUGA